ACUCAUCCACUGUAUGUGUUGUAGGUGGCCGGGAAAGGAGGGCAUUUGGUCACUCACACACUCAUUUCAUCGAUCAUAGUUACCAUUUCAUCUGCGCAUUUUUAUUUACAGGCAAAAGCACUUCCUCCUUCUCUCCUCAAGCCCUAACCUUUCUCCAACAGCUAUGGAUACACAGCUUUGGCUUUCCAGUUAAACCCGGUUUUCCAUAAAAACUACUACUUUCCUUUCCCGGUCCCAGCAUUUCCAGCCAACCGUGGGUACUUAUACUAAAUCCACACCUUUUUUCUUCUUAUAUUAGCUUAAGUACUAGCUCUCCCCCUCUCUUCAGUACCUAGUUGGAUCCCAGCCUUCUUCCCUUCUCUUUUCCUCUCCACAUAAUUUUCUAUAUAUAUGACCUUUAAGUUAUACUGUUGUGAUACAUAGCCCAGUUCUAGAGGAGAAGGGGAUUGAAAAGAAUAAAAGCGGCCUUUUUCUUUCUCCUCGGUGUUCUGUAAUUUGCAAGAGCUUGUUCUUCUUCUCCCUUCCUUUCUUACUUUCUCCUUCUUGGGUAAACAAGUUUGCUUUGACUGCCUACGGAACAUGUCGACCUGCAUCGAUGCUGCGUCUGAGCAACUCUGCUACAUCCCCUGCAACUUUUGCAACAUCGUGCUUGCGUCAAAGAAAAGUCAUAUCCGAAGGCCCUGAAGUCCUCAAAGGAGAGAGAGGGAGAGACAGAUUAUUGGUUUAGUUUAUUUUUUAUUUUUUUAACUGUGGGCUUUCAGAAUCCGGCCUCAAAACAAGCAUUUGAUGAUAAACCGAAGAGGACAAAACCUUGGCUCUCUGAUUUCCUCCAUAUGCCUGUAAGUGUUCCAUGCAGCAGCCUCUUUGACAUCGUGACGGUCCGAUGCGGGCACUGCACCAAUCUAUGGUCCGUGAACAUGGCCGCCGCGUUUCAGUCACUAUCAUGGCAAGAUGUUCAGGCGACGAAAUGCACAACGGAUUACAAGAUUGACUCGGGCUCCUCUUCCAAGUGCAAUAACAAAAUUGCAAUGCGAGCACAGACCACACAUGCAGCCACUGAGGAUAGGGUAGUGAAUCGACCUCCCGAGAAGAGGCAGCGAGUACCAUCUGCAUACAAUCAGUUUAUAAAGGAGGAGAUUCAGAGGAUCAAAGCCAAUAAUCCGGAUAUUAGCCACAGGGAAGCAUUUAGCACUGCUGCAAAAAAUUGGGCACACUUCCCUCAUAUUCAUUUCGGGCUGAUGUUGGAGACCAACAAUCAAGCUAAACUGCCCAAUGGCUCUGAUAAGCAUCUAAUGUCAAGGGCUUCUGCACUACUGAAUAAAUGAAGGCUGUCAUGAUUAAUCUUCCAAUCCACUUCAGUAAUAUGCACGUUCUUUAGUAAACAAAAGCCUUGACUUUGUUGUGGAUUAAGGACAGUUGAUUGUAUUUCAGACAAGUUGUUUUGGUAAUUUUAUUUAAUAAUUACAAGACUUAUGCGAGUACGA
Messenger RNA from Carya illinoinensis, 1484 nucleotides. RefSeq names its product axial regulator YABBY 5-like. Gene Ontology annotation, cellular component: nucleus. Gene Ontology annotation, biological process: cell fate commitment; abaxial cell fate specification; multicellular organism development. The coding region runs from base 834 to 1325 and encodes 163 amino acids. Lineage: Eukaryota; Viridiplantae; Streptophyta; Magnoliopsida; Fagales; Juglandaceae. The transcript has 8 exons. The record is from RefSeq and is a predicted model, not a curated record.